UCAUAUAUUGAACUAGACUCGCCAGCUACCUAAAAAUGAAUAAAUCUCAUGUAGUAUGCAGAACAAUAAUGAAUAGUUAUUAGCCACAACAAUUGUCUAUCCAUAUAAUAUUGUAGCUAGGAUGUGAAGACCAAGAUGAAAAGAAAAUGGAAAAUGUGAAAUAACGAUAAGAUACGGUACGAAAUAGUCCGUGAGACUUAUGAAAUAGUGAUAGUGUUAUUAUUACAAGAAUACUCCACAAAUUUUGAUAAAGUUUGUCUUUUUCAACACCGCCCACAGAACUGUCAUGUUACAAAAAGUGAUAAUUUAUCAGAACAUAGGUAUAUCUGAUAAAAAAAUAUUGCUGUACAAAAAACCUAACAUAUUUAAGGUCGCACUUAACACUUUCUUUUAACACAAAUGAUAAGAUUUUCUUGUGAAACGAAUAAUUUUCCUACCUGUGUAGGAGACGGCAACGCAGCCAUGUUUUUCGAUUCGAUUCGAAUACAACUAAAUUUUUUGAUUUGUGAUUAGCUGAUUUGUUUCCUCAGAUUUCAGAUUCAACCAAUGAGAGCGCAGAUCAAUAUUUGGGUUCUCUAGAAUUUGACAGUUAAUAAAAUGACACUUGAGUUGAAACAACCACAACACUCGAAGACAGAGGCCAAAAUACAAGAAGAAGAAAUUCGGAGUCUUGGGAUAAUAGUGAUUAAAUACAAUAAUAGGAGUUUAGUUUAACCUAAAUUAGGUCAGGACUGUUAUGAGAAGGUUAUGGGUGUUUUAUGGUUUUUAGAACAUUUUCAUUUUGAUAUCUGAUAUGUUGAAAUGCUGCAAUGGGAAGUAGACUAUCUUAUUUUUUAUUUCUACUGUGGUUGACCUAUUUGAUAGUUUCCUCAAUUCAUUUAUUCACUAAGGGUUUUUUGCUCACAAGAACAGUCCAGAGAAACAAUUCUACAUGCAUUUCACACAAUGAAAUACCAUGUACUUCAAUAAACUCAGUUACCUCACAGCAAGAAUGUUCAUUACAUCACAAAAUAGCAUCAGUAUUGAAGAAAUAUUCCAGUGCAUCUGAUAUAUGCCUACCACCCAGAACUCGUGUUAUACUACUGAUAGUUGAUGCAUUAAGAUAUGACUUUACAGUCUACAAUGAGACAAACAUAGAUCCACUACCAUUUCAAAACAAAUUGCCAGUUGUUCAUGAGAGUCUAAGGAAAUAUCCAGAUAAUUCAAGAUUAUAUAAAUUCAUAGCUGAUCCACCUACUACUACAAUGCAGAGACUGAAAGCAUUAACAACAGGUAGUCUACCUACUUUCAUAGAUGCUGGCUCAAAUUUUGCCACAUCAGAAAUCAAUGAAGACAAUAUCAUAGAUCAGCUCAUCAAAAAUAAUCACCAUAUAGUAUUCAUGGGAGAUGACACUUGGAGUGGACUUUUUCCUAACAGAUUCACAAGAAAUUUUCCUUAUCCUUCAUUCAAUGUUUGGGAUUUGGAUACAGUGGACAAUGGUGUGAAAGUCAACUUGUAUCCAGAAUUAAAUAACACAGAUUGGAGUCUCCUUAUUGGCCACUUCUUAGGUGUGGAUCAUUGUGGUCAUAGGUACGGUCCCAACCAUCCAGAGAUGUCAAGAAAACUGACUGAAAUCAACUCAGUUUUAGAGAAUGUGAUCAAGGAAAUAGAUGAACAUGAAGAUAUGAUGCUUUUUGUUAUAGGGGACCAUGGUAUGACUGUUUCAGGUGAUCAUGGUGGUGAAAGUGAAGAUGAAGUCACUGCAGCUAUGUUUGUGUAUUCCAAACAUCCUUUAUCAAAAGUUGGUGAAGAAAAUGGUUCAGUCAAACAAGUAGAUUUGGUUCCUACUUUAUCCAUCUUGUUGGGAAUUCCUAUUCCUUUCCAAAAUCUGGGAGUAAUUAUCCAGAAUUGUUUGCCAUUGUCAACCAUAAUAACUGAGAAUUGGCAUAUGAUUCUUUAUUCCAUGUGGGGAAAUGUUCAGCAAGUAAUGAACUAUAUAAAAGAAUAUUCUGAAAAUGAACAUACCUUUGAUGGUGAAACAUUGGAUGCUCUGUCUAAGAAGCACUCUGUGUUAAGUGGAAAAAUAAUCAGCAUUGACAGUGAAGACAAAUUUGAGGAUUUUUCCAAGGAAUUAGUUACUUUUCUCACUGACAUCCGUGAUUCAUGUGAACGAAUUUGGAUUCAGUUUGACUCUUUUUCCAUGGCAAGAGGGUUGCUCUUUCUAUUCUUGACUAUAUUUUUGGUUUUCAUUAUUACUGAUGGUAUACCUAUCCAAAGACAUAAGGAAAUAUUUUCCAGCUCAUACAUUGUCUGUUCUUAUAGCACAGUUUUUAGUGCUGCAGGACUGGGAAUCAUUUUGUAUUUAUGUGGUUUUGUUGAUGAUGUAGCUUUGAUAAUCUAUUUUCUGACAUGUGCUGCCUCACAAAUGAUGUUGGCUCUAAUUGUGAUACAAAAUUGGGAAACCAUCACCCUCAACUGGUACUCAAAAAGCAAAACUGAUAAAUAUGCCAAUCUUGUGUGUAGACUUGUAUUGAUUUUCAAUCUAUGUGGACUGUUCUCAAACAGUUACAUAAUAGAAGAAUCCUUUGUCCUCCUCUUCCUACUUUCAACUGUAAUAAUAAUAGGAUCAAUAGGAAUUAGUUCCAGUACUUCUGAAGUGAAGAAAAAGAAUCAAGGUGUUUUGAGAUUAUUCAGUUGGUUGCGAUUCAAGUUUUUGUUAUUUGCUUUAAUGAUAGCCGGUUUUGUUAGAGGGUCCAUGUACUUUUGGCGUUGCCGCGAAGAACAACAAUGGUGUUUUGCUUCUUAUCAUGAAGUCAGCAAUAUAAUUUCCAAAAUAGAAACUACAAAACUUCAGUGGACCAUAACAGUCAUAUGUUUGGGUAUUUUUGUGUUUGCUACCAAAGAAUGGCUGAAAAAUGCAGGGAAUCUAAAUGGGUAUUCAGUAACUGUAACUCUGGCAAAGUUCAUGCCUACUGCUAUAGUAGUUUGUAUGGCUGGUUACUGGGCGCUGAUAAGAGUUCCUUCCUACAAAAAACAGCCAUUUUCUUCAAGGUCGCCUAUCAUUUUGGCUUGGGUGGUUUAUGGUUCAACAGCAUUGGGAAUAAUAUCUUGUCUGUUGCAACCACUAUGUACCUACAUUAUUUCAUCGACCGGAACUGUGCAAAAUACAAUUCCUGCUUUAUUCAAGAAACUCAAGAGCAAUAAAACUAAAGAUGAGGAUGCCCCGGUUGUUUGUGGAUUGGGUACUGUGUACAGCUCAGUAUUUAUCAUCAUAGGAGUUUAUGUUACUUUAUUAUUUGCACUACUCUUGGGAGAUGGUGUUGCUCCAUCAGCUGUGAUCAUGUUUAUGACUGCUAUUUUUGUUGUAAUAAUAUCAUCGAUCCUGAGAAUUGAAAAAGUAAAUUCAGUUGAUUUCCGUCACAUUUAUCCAGUGACGAGGCAAAUGGAUUUGUGGUAACUUUUUUCCAAUAUUCUCUACGCCACUUAUAACUUCCUUCACCUAAGGAACAGUUUUCCAGGUAUCCGACCCAAAUUAACAGCUUGCGUUGGCAUUCUUCAAAAUUUUAAAGAACAACUAUUCGAUGUACCGAACAUAUCUAUACUGGUUUGGAUUAUAUUGGCACAAUAUUUUUUCUAUGCAUCCGGCCACCAACCGACUUUUCCCAACAUCGCUUGGGACGCAGCUUUCGUCGGUACAUCAGGAAUAUUCACGAGUAACUUGAUACCGGGAACCCUGAUCAUCUUGAAUACUUUCUGCUCAUACAUCAUGAUGGGUGUUCUCCUUCCCAUGGUACUGAUUACUCCUUUCACCCUAUUCGUCAUCAUGCCAUCCGUUAGUGACAAGAGGAGUGAUCUCAAAAUGGAUUCUUCCAAAGGAGAAGUUAUACUAUUUGAGAAGAAUCAAAUGUUUAUGACUUCUGUGUUUUUGCUGUCUUGCAAGUACAUUUUGGGGCAUGCAAUUAGGGUAUUUGCAAGUAUGUUGGCUGCCACUAUACAUUGUCGCCAUCUGAUGGUUUGGAAAAUUUUCGCCCCAAAACUGAUAUUCGAAUCAAUAGGAAUGAUGGUUACCUUAGCCUCUGUAAUGGUCAGUUAUCUGAUCUUAGUCAGAAUCAAUAAUAGAGUACAAGCCUUAGUUACUACAUUGAAUAAAAUGAAUUGACUGCCAUGUUCCAUUUGUUUUUGUGAUUUCACAUCCUAUAAGUAUUAUUUACAGUAAUGAAAUAAAGUGUUAUAAUUCGUU
Phaedon cochleariae (mustard beetle) is the source of this 4220-nucleotide messenger RNA. Lineage: Eukaryota; Metazoa; Arthropoda; Insecta; Coleoptera; Chrysomelidae. The record is from the annotation of a GenBank genome assembly.